Molecule: messenger RNA, 3761 nt
Organism: Colletotrichum scovillei
Lineage: Eukaryota; Fungi; Ascomycota; Sordariomycetes; Glomerellales; Glomerellaceae
Product: NADH-ubiquinone oxidoreductase 24 kDa subunit
Exons: 3
Coding region: 109-900 (263 amino acids)
Molecular function (GO): NADH dehydrogenase activity
Source: RefSeq, a predicted model, not a curated record
AUCUAAACGAACAGCACAUAUCCGCAAUAUCCCAAAGCCCAGCGCCGCCUGUUCCCCUCGCCCUCUCGUCGCCAUCGCCAAUUGAGCAGCCACCCACCGUCCCUCGCCAUGGCCUCCAGACUCUCUCCUCUCCUCUUCAGAUCAGCCCUCCGCUCGGCAACGUGUCGGGCGGCGAGGCCUCAGUUCCGCGCCUUCUCCCUCACAGCCGUCCGCCCCAGCGACACCCUCCAAGUGCACCGCGACUCCCCGAAAAACAACGCCGACGUCCCCUUCAAGUUCACCAAGGAGAAUGAGGCCGUCAUCGACGAGAUCCUGAAGCGCUACCCGCCGCAAUACAAGAAGGCCGCCGUCAUGCCCAUUCUGGACCUCGGCCAGCGCCAGCACGGCUUCACCAGCAUCAGCGUCAUGAACGAGGUCGCCCGCAUGCUUGAGAUGCCCCCCCAGCGCGUCUACGAAGUCGCAUCCUUCUACACCAUGUACAACCGCACUCCCGUCGGAAAGUACUUCAUCCAGGCCUGCACAACUACCCCCUGCCAACUUGGCGGCGUCGGCUCCGACGUAAUUGUCAAGGCCAUCAUUGACCACCUCGGCAUUAAGCAGGGCGAGACCACAAAGGACGGCCUCUUCACCCUCCUCGAGGUCGAGUGCCUCGGCGCCUGCGUCAACGCCCCCAUGGUCCAGAUCAACGACGACUACUACGAGGACCUCACCCCCGAGACGACCGUCCAGCUCCUCGACGCCCUCAAGGCCACCGCCGCCGCCACCGGUGGUUCCGCCGCCGCCCAGGUCCCCAAGCCCGGCCCCAUCAAGAGCGGUCGCCAAACCUGCGAAAACUCAAAGGGUCUGACGAACCUCACAUCCGAACCGUGGGGCCCCGAGGUGACGCGGAGCGAUUUGUAAGAAAAGUAGUGUGACGACCCAGAGAGAGAGAGAGAGGGCAGCGGACGAACGGGGGAUAUGCGAGGAGAACAACCUCGACGCACGCGCGUACGUUCGGGACAAGGCCACGAAAUGAGCCUCAAAGCGAAAUGGAAUAGAGCCGGUGGGAGUCCGGCUUGUAUAUAAAACACAAAUGUGCUGUAUUCGGAAUGCAUGGGAUCGGUUUAGAGAUUCAUUUGUCUUCUGUUCCUUUGCCCCCCGGAGACCGCGGAUAUCUGCCUAAUUUCCCAAUUUUUCUUUUAACCUGUUAAAACGUGAUGAGUUUUUCUUCAUUCACAAUUUGCUAUUGAGUUGCUGCUCGAAAUCUGCUCUGUUUGAUAUAUGAACCUUGGAAACCAAAAAAAAAACAUAUCCAUCUACUGUAUGCAAUUUUUAUGCAAUUCGAGACUUGACCAUCUCACUCGGGGAUUCUCAAGAUCCAGCCGUCUCGCAAUCUCUUGUUUUCGGAGCUCAAUCCUCCCCAGACAACGACGCCAGCCUCCUCCACGUCUCCCAUCGCCGCCGCCGCAAACCAGCCGCGCGGCGCGGGCUCGCCGUCGUCGUUAUCGUCGUCGUACGGCUCCAUCGACAGCCUCGUCCACUUGCCCUCGCCCGUGGGACGGCCAAUGGCCUGCAACAUGGCGUCGCGCACGCUGGCGGCCGUCAUGCCGAGCGGCGGGAUCUGGAACGCCCACACGUCGUCCCACAUUGCGCCGGCGCCGGCAUGGCCGUCCGCGCUGGGCUCGCGCUCGCCCAUGAUGAGGAGGAGGUACUCCCGGCCUGCGCCGACGGUGACGGCCUCGAGGCCCGCUACGCUGCGGUGGCCGGGCCAUGUUUGGCCCGGGACGAGGUGGAUCUCCUGCUCACCGGCACCGGCACCGGGAGUUGCGCCCGCGCCCUUGGCGAUGCUCUGCCAGCCGCCGCGGCCGUGGACGGCGAUCUCGCCCUUGGAGACGCCGUCGUCAAAGGUGUCCAUCUCGAGGUGGAUGAAGUCGAGCUGGCCGCCGAUUUCGCCCUUGCCGUCGUACCCGCCGAAGCGGAACAGCCGGCUCUUGCUGACGGUGAUGGCGGCGCCGCCACGCGCGGGGCCGGGCGCCGAUGGUAGCUGGCUCCACACCCGGCUCCGCACGUCAAAGGCCCAGAGGUCGUUUGUGCGUUCCCCGUUGGCGAGGCAGCCUGCGUGAACGAAGAAGGUGCCGUAGCCGUCGUCCUCCUCGUCCGUGGCGUUGGUCGCAGCGUGGCCUACGAUGGGCGCCUGGGGGAUGCCGACGUCGGCGCUGUCGCCCUGGGCCCAGGCCCGCCAGGUCUGCUUUGCGCGGGCGUGCUUGGGGGCGAAGUCGCGCGGGCGGUCAGUGGCGGCGGCGGAGUGGUAGCUGCGCGGGGAGGGCAUGGGGAGGUUGGUGACGCCGGGGGCGGGCGGUACGGGGUCGAGGAAGGACCAUGAGUUUGUGCGGGUGUCAAAGACCCAGACGCGGCCGGCCUCCUCGAGGGGUGUCAUGUCUAAGCCGCCACGGCCGCCGUAGAGGAAGAUGCGGCUGCCGAUGACGGCGGUGGCAUGGCCGACGCGGGGGCCCGGGACGUCGCCGAGGACGGGGGGUUCGGGUAGGGCGGGGCCCUUGCCUUUGUCUGCCGCCGUGGCCGCACUUGUGGUUUGCUCGCCAGCUCCGAGGGACGAGUAUUCUUCUCCUUCUUCUCCAGCGACGCCUGGUGAGGCGAGAGACACCUCGUCGAGGAGCUGUUCCUUCAGAGCGGCUUUCUCCUCGACGUCGUCGCCGGACGCCUCGGGCUUCUCGUCGUCAAUCUUCUCCUCCGUCUGCGUCGUGGUGGGCUCGGAGUCGGCGGGCGGGGUAUACUGCUUUGCCGGGGCAGACUUGAUCUUGUAGUAGUCGGCACCAGCGCUGUUAUAGGGAAGCCUGAUAACGUGGACGUCGUUGUCGACGGGUUCGCGGGGGUUGACCUCGCCGCCGAAGACGUAGGCGGAGCCGUUGACGACGUUGACAGUGUGGGAGGAGCGGGCGAGAGGCGGGACGUCGAUUCGUUCCCAUGUGCCCUUCAUGGGCUUGGGGCCGGUGCCGCUGGACAGAGACGGCCUCUUGACAUUGGGCAUAUUGGGUAGGUUCUGCGGGAGAGACUGUAGUAUCUCGGUCGUCCGCCGCUUGAGAGCUCCAAAAGACUCCAUGGUUGCUGCCUGGCGCUGCUGCUUCAGGGUAUGGGAUAUCGUAUGCCAGGUGAUUGAGAAGAAGGAUAGAAAAGAGUGGGCGGAAUUGGGUCGAGAUGAAGUCGGGUUUGUAUGCUGACUGUAUUUGCUGAUGUGAUGUUCGAGGAUUGGCCUUAAUGAAAUGACGUAGCGAAGCGGUCCUCUACUCAGCUCAGCUCAGGGUACCUCUUUUUUGGUGGGUUGUAAGCGGGCAGUGUAAACAAGCUCCGGAUGCGGAUCCAACGGCGAUGAAUGGGUGAAAGAGGGAGCAAGAAGGGCAAUGAAAGGUAAGGCAUAAGCUGUUCCGACAGAUGAUAUGGGAGAUGGAUAAUUGGCAAAGAGAGUUUCCCCCUUUCUAAACUAUCCAAGGUAAGGUAGGUUGCCAUCUCGUUCUCUCGUAUCACACAGGCGCUUGUUGCCAGCGGCGCGGGCUUUGUGCGAUGGAGGAUGGCUCAGCUUGCAGAGGGAAGCGGGGUGCGGGCGCAGGCUUCCAAGAGCUAGGUACCCGUCCUGUUCGUCCUAUCAGGGAUGUCAGACGCACGUCUGCGGUGUAUCUUAGCGGACGGAGCCAGGCACCUAGAGGUCGGCAGUGCUGCUGGUGGGGUUUUCGUCGCCGGAUUCUUAGCAGGGGACCUCCCGUUUUGGG